GUCUUUCCCCAGAGACCCGUGCAGUGUCAGGAGGCAGCAGCAGCAGGUGCACUGAGCUUCACUCUCCUUCAACAUGGCGUCCAAAUCUAAAUCAUCCUUCUGCGUGGUGGAGGCACAGAGGUGCUCAGAUUUCUCCUCAGAAAUGACGACCAAGAUGGUGAUUAAGCAGCCGCAGCCGGUGCUGGAGUCUAGAGAGUCUGACGAGUGGAACUCUGGGGUCUGCGACUGCUGGGACGACAAGGCAGAAUGUUGUCUUGUGUUUUGGUGCUGCCCAUGUUUCGCCUGCACCAAGACUAAAGAAUAUGGCCAGUGUUUGUGUCUCCCCUUGCUGGACCUCUGUGGGAUCGCCUCACCUGCUACAUGGGCCAUGAGGGUGUCAAUGCGUUAUCGUUACGGCAUCAAGGGUACCCUGUGUAACGACUGUCUGAUCGCCACGUGCUGUACGCCCUGUGCCUGGUGUCAGAUGUCUCGUGAGAUGAAAUGCCGUUCAAUUCCCAUCGCCUUGAUCGAUGCCAGACCAAAGAACUGAUCCUGAUUCACCUGCGGGGAAAAACAUCUCCCGUCCUGGGCGAAGAACUAAGCGUGUGUUGUAUAAAUGUAUAUAUGUUAUAAAAUGUUCUAUUCGUUACAAUGUUGAAAUCAUUAAGAUGUUAUUACUGUUGUUAAUUCAGAGUUCUGUGAGCUUUACCUACACGUAUUAUAUCUAUUUUUAGUUGUUUAGUUAAUAUUGUGGUCAAAAUAAAAUGUAUGACUUUCUUCUGUUA
Messenger RNA from Ictalurus punctatus (channel catfish), 764 nucleotides. RefSeq names its product plac8 onzin related protein 2 (gene ponzr2). The transcript has 5 exons. Bases 74 to 529 code for a protein of 151 amino acids. The record is from RefSeq and is a predicted model, not a curated record. NCBI's taxonomy places the organism in Eukaryota, Metazoa, Chordata, Actinopteri, Siluriformes, Ictaluridae.